This is a messenger RNA of Etheostoma spectabile (orangethroat darter), 1228 nucleotides long. RefSeq names its product interferon-induced protein 44. Lineage: Eukaryota; Metazoa; Chordata; Actinopteri; Perciformes; Percidae. The record is from RefSeq and is a predicted model, not a curated record. Bases 72 to 980 code for a protein of 302 amino acids. The transcript has 9 exons. Gene Ontology annotation, biological process: immune response.
UGACUGACUGGUGACGUAGAACUAAGAAGUAGGCUGACUGGCUUUUGCAGUUUGGACCCCUAAACCCUGGAAUGGCCUUCCUGCAGAAAUUAAUUCUCAGCAAACCAUGGAGGGAAAUAAACUGGAGAGACAAACAGAGGGAUCUGCAGUAUGUAAGGAACUACAAACCUAAAACUGAGGGCCAGCUGCUCAGGAUUCUACUUCAUGGUCCGGCUGGAGCUGGAAAAUCUAGUUUCAUCAACUCUGUCCAAAGUGUCUUACUCGGCAGAAUGUACACACUUGCUUUGGCGGCCAACACCUUUAGCGGCUGUUUCACCAAAAAGUACACGACCUACAAGAUCAAAAAAGGCGCAGAGACCUUUUACCCUUUUGUCUUCAAUGACAUCAUGGGCCUGGGUCCAACCAUUGGGGUCCAAGUAAAAGAUGUAAAUCUGGCUAUGAAGGGAAAGGUGAAGGAAGGUUACAAGUUCAAUCGUGAUGCUAGGAUGCCAGAGGAGGGCCCAUUCUACAACAAACAACCAACUGACAACGACAAAGUGCAUGUUCUGGUUUGUGUCAUUGAUGCUAACACACUAACCUGCAUGAACAAAGACACUGAGGAAAAGAUUCGCCAAAUCAGGAUUGAAGCCACUCACCUGAGUAUUCCUCAAGUGGCCAUUCUCACCAAGAUUGAUCUGGUCUGUCCUGAAAUCCAAAACAAUUUGAGGAAAGUCUACGAGACCAUCCACAUUAAGAAUAAGAUGAAGGAGUUCAGUGCAGCGGUGGGAAUUCCAAUGAACUGCAUCUUCCCUGUGAAGAACUACCAUGAGGAAAUUGACCUUGACAAUGACGUUGACUCACUGAUCCUGAGCGCCCUGAGAAACAUCAUCAACUUAGGAAAUGACUACUUCAACUCAAAGAGGUCUGACAGUGACAAUUCCAGAGAGCCUCCUCCAGACUUCAUUGAUGAACCUGCACCCCCAUACACAAAAUGGCAGUGAUGUCAGAUUGUCCUGAUGAUCCAGACUGUUUCAGACUGUAUCUGGAUGGCUCUGAGCCUCCACCUGGGAUUUAUGUUGUCUGUUAUUCUGUCAAAUACUUUAAACUCAGAGUGACUCUGUAGAUUUUUUCUGUCUAUGACCACAUAUAUAUGUAAAUUAACAUAGAUAGAUCUAUGUGCAUUUCUGUAUUGCAUUCUGCUGCAGCUUCACCCUGUGGAAGAACAAAAUAUUGCAGUUAAUUUCCACAU